AUGUCCUCAUCCGGUCGCAUCGCCAACAACGCCGGCGCCGGCGUCGCUCCUACAGCGCCUGCAGUCGAAUACCACAACCCAACAGACGACACUACCCUUUCCAUUGAGGACAACAGCACCACAACAUUGGAUGACGUCUGGGGCGACGAUGGCGGCGACAACGAUGAUGAUGUCUGGGGCGACGAGUCACAUUCUCACUCCCACUCACAUGAAGAUCACCAUCACCAUCACGAAGCAACGGUGAGAGGCCAUGGAGGGCAUAAUCACCCGUCAGACAUCCCCCGCCUCCAACAGGAACACACCACAGCUGGCUAUCGUGAUGGUAUCACCGUUGCCAAAGCCGAGCACGUGCAGGCUGGGUUUGACGAGGGGUUUGGGCUGGGAGCGACGAUCGGCGCGAUGGCGGGACAAUUGUUGGGGGUUUUGGAGGGGUUGAGUUUUUCUCUUGGCUCUUCGUCGGCGAAGGGGCGCAAACCACCACAGCAGGAUGAUGAUGAAGGAGAAGGGGAAGAGGAUAUCAAGGAGAGAGUCAAGAGGUUGUUGGCGGAAGCAGAAAAGGAUCUCAGCGUGCACAGUAUCUACGGCAAGGAGUACUGGGAUGAGGAUGGGACUUGGAAGUUUGAGGUCCCGGGGGAGACAGAGGAGCAGCAUGAGCGGUAUCAGCAUCCUGAGCGAGAGCAACCGCAACAACAACAACAACAACAACAACAACAACAACAACAACAACAACAACAACAACAACAACAACAACAACAACAACAACAGCAGCGACAGAGGGAUCAAGAGGACAUGGAAGAGGAGGACCAAAAGAGAGAGGAAAAAGAAGCAAAGCCAGAAAUUCUCUUCCCUGACAUUGCGCUAGCACAUCCGCUCAUCAAGAAGUGGGAUCAGAUUAUCCGGACCGAGCUGGCGGAGAGGUUUGGCUUGGUUUGGGAUGUUGCGGUGUUGUUGCCGAGAAGCGAGGAGGAUGAACAUGAGGAGGGUCAUGAGCAUGGUCAUGUGGUGAAGGGUUCGGAAGAGCAGAAAGAUGCGAAGCCGGUGAGGGCGACCAGUCAGGCGCUGGCUUGGUGAAGGCUGGUAAAUAUGGGGGAAGAGAGAAUGAAUGGUUGAGGGACGUUUUGAUGAGGAUGAGAGAAGCUACAGAGGAAACUUUGAAGGUUCUGUGAGCUCGGGUCAAGAGUGUUCUGCAUCUUCUCACCCUGGACGGGUGUAAACGCCAUUGUGACACCCCUUCGUUCUUGUUUUGGCUAUCAUGCCGAGAAAAUACAACGUAUUGAUGGAGUAAAAUAUUCACUCCUG
Molecule: messenger RNA, 1299 nt
Organism: Neurospora tetrasperma FGSC 2508
Lineage: Eukaryota; Fungi; Ascomycota; Sordariomycetes; Sordariales; Sordariaceae
Exons: 1
Coding region: 1-1071 (356 amino acids)
Source: RefSeq, a predicted model, not a curated record